This is a messenger RNA of Manduca sexta (tobacco hornworm), 8882 nucleotides long. RefSeq names its product serine/threonine-protein phosphatase 6 regulatory subunit 3-B-like. The record is from RefSeq and is a predicted model, not a curated record. Lineage: Eukaryota; Metazoa; Arthropoda; Insecta; Lepidoptera; Sphingidae. Gene Ontology annotation, molecular function: protein phosphatase binding; protein phosphatase regulator activity. Gene Ontology annotation, cellular component: cytosol; nucleus.
AUGGAUGUCAAGCUGAAGAUAUCAUCAAACGAGGUCGAAGCAUUACUAUUCCUCACACGGCCAGAGAUCCUGGCGGAGUUAAUAACCCUGAUCACAGAGGAGCCUCCGCGGAAUGUGGAGCUCGCAAUGCAGUAUCGGCACGCGAACAUGGCGUGCGAGGUGCUCACCAGCCACCUGUCCAUGCUCAGCGACCGGCUGUCCCUAGGCGAGGUGCAGAUGCACAGACUGUGUGACUUCCUGCUGCGGGAUCCGCCUCUCAACCCACUGCUGGCGUCCUACUUCAGCAAGACUAUAGAGAUGUUGCUUAUCGGAACCCAAAAACAGGACUGGUACCUGUACCAUAUAGUGUGCUUGCGGGUGUUGGACUUUUUCCGUUCCCGUCGCGACUUCCUGCCGAAUCUGUUGAAGCACAUCUCCACAUCUGCCAUCGCAGACAUCUUCAAAUACUUCAUCAGGCUGGACCAGUUCAGUGAGAUUGUGCUGGAGUGGUUAGACGAGCACCAGUUCCUGGACGCGUUGAUCCAGAUCAUCUGCGGCUCGUACGUGCCCGAGGAGUUGGAGUCGAGCGGCGGCAGUGCCGGCCGCCUCAGCCACGCCGGCGACGAGCACAACCACGACGACAGCGACGCCGCCGCCGACGCCGACACCACCCAGCGCACCACCGCCACCACCACCGGCACCACCACCGCCACCACCACCGGCACCACUACCGCCACCACCACCGGUAGUGACACGGCACACGCCGAUACAGAGGGUCGCGGCCGGCGAGCGGCGAGCGCGGUGGAGGUGGUGGGCGCGGUGCGCACGGCGGUGCGGGUGCGCGGCGGCGGCGGGCAACGCGGCCGCGUUUCCUCACCGAGCUCGUGCUCACCGCCUGCGCGCCCGACGGCAGCCCCGCCAGGGCGCGUUCACGGCGGGCGGGCGCGCGCGGCGGACGCGCUGGUGCACGCGUGCCGCGCGGUGCGUGCGCUGCUGCAGCUGCCGCUGCUGCCCGACGUGCCGCACGCGCCCGACGCGCCGCAAGCGGAGGAGGAGAGCGCCGAUGAUCAGGUGGACGUUGAGUUAGCGGUCGCACCGCACCUGCCCUUAUUGCACAACGCGUUGCUAAGGGACCCGCAGCGCGACCUCGACGACGAGGAAUCAGACGGCGAUAAGGGGAAGUCAGUAGAGUCAGAGAGCGAGGGUGACAAAGAAGCGGAGACAGGCAGCAAGAAGAAGGUGGUGGGGCAGGCGCGGGUGGAGGUGGCCGCGCUACUGGCGCAGCUCGCGCGCGCCGCGCGGGACGAGGUCUGCUGCACCAUGCUCACGCUCGGCACGCCGGGCGUCCUGCUCGACAUGUUCUUCGAGUACCCGGACAACAACUUCCUGCACAGCGAGGUGGCCGCGUUCAUCCGCAACGCGCUCGAGAACCCUCCCUACCGCACGCAGUACGCGCGACAUCUCGUGCUGGAGUGCGACAUGCUCACGCGGCUCAUGGAUGCUUUCGAGGAGAAUGAGAACAAGAGGCCCGGCGCGGGCCGUGCGGAGGGCAGCCCGCCGCCGCGCGCCGCGUACAUGGGGCACCUGGUGAGCGCGCUGCGCAGCGCGGCGGGCGCGGCGCCGGCGCUGCCGCCCGCACUGCCGCCCGCGCUGCAGCAGCGCUGGGCCGCCUUCACCGACCACACGCUGCGCCCGCUGCUGCACCACCACGACACGCCGCUGGGCGGCUAUCAUCCCCCAGAAAUCAUUUACAAGUUGGAGAAUAUGGAGGGCAUUAUUGCGUCCAACUACGAUUUCGGGUGCGACAUGGCGGCGACCGCCAGCAUGGACGAGCUCGCCGACGAACUGAACGCCGACUACAUCAACGAACUCAAUAUGGGAGGCGGCAGCGAGGGCCUGGAGUCGCCGGAGUUCGUGGCGGACGGUCUCGGGCUCGACGCGGACAAGAUGGCAGUCGCCAAGAACAACUUCCUGGAGCUCGCCAACCAGAGGUUCGAUGACGACAUGUGGGACGAGGCGCCGGAGGGCGACGACCUCGACGAAGGUGAGGAGGGCGACGCCGCGGGGGGAGAGGGGCCGGAGGGGGGAGUGGGCACCGCCGUCGCCGUACACCACGUACUCGCGCAGCCAUCACCGUGGGAGUCGUCAGGCGGCGGGGGCGGGGCGCCGUGUGCGGAGGGCUGGGCGUCGUUCGGCGCGGAGGGCGCGGAGGGUGCGGACGCGUUCCCUCCCGACGACGACUUCGCCGCCUGGCCGCCGCUGCCGCGCCGAGACGACACAUCGGUCGCGGAGUUGGAAUGUGGCGUGCGUUCGCUGAGACUGGAGCGGUCCUCCCCUCCCGCGGACGACCCUUCGUCGGUGGAGCUCACCAACAACCUGCUGACAGCCAUGAGCGCCAUGUCGCCGGACGCCAUCGCCAACAUCGUCAACGCCAACAUGACGCCGUUCCCGGUGGCGGAGGCGACGGGCGCGGCGCCUGCGCAGUCCCCGGCGGCGGUGUCGACGACGGUGGCCGCGGCGGCGCCCGCGCCGGCCGGCGGCGAGGCUGCGCGGCGGUGAUGCGGCUGCGCGGCGCCGCGCCCCGGCUAGUCGCGCCACGGACACGCGCCCGCACGCGCCCGCACGCGUCCGCAUGCGCACGCACGCGUGUGUUACAUUGAGAUGUAAACAUUUUGUAUGACGUACAGUUGGCGACUCAUUCCCUGUCGUUCGGUUGGAGUGUGUAUGUCGUGACUGUCGGUGUGCCCUCCGUUGUAUAUAUCGUAAGACUACCGCCCAGUGUUGCACGGAGUUCCUGUACGAGGUUGUUCACGCUCCCCCAUAUAUUUGCUAAACGAAUUGUACAAAAUUGUCAAUGUUUCAUAUACUUGUAACCUAUAAUAGUUGAAUAUCCAUUGUGUAUCCAUAGUUGUUGAUAUGUGAACAGUCUGAACUGCGACGUGUGUUAGUGUUAUUGGGUUUCCGAGUGUAGUGAAACCCGACAUGAGGAGCCGCUAGAGCAAAAACGGUGUGCAAACUUGAUUUAAUAAGACUGUAAAAAUCUUAGUAUUUUUUUAAUAUUAGUGUAUAAAAUCGAUUGGGCUUAUAAUUAAGCUUUUAAAUUAUAACCCUUAUUACAAACUAAAUAAGGAUUUGUUAUAACCUGUACUUGCUUAGCACUGGUUAGACCGUUGUUGCACUCGCGGCCUCGAUAUAAUUAGCACGAGCUGUAUUCAUGUUUAUAGUCCGAGUGUGCAAUCAUUACAGCAGAUUGAUUUUCAAGUGUCGAUUUGCAUUUUGUACCCUGUGAUAGAACCACUCGUGUCAACUACAUCACUAUGUUUAAGUUAUAUUCGAUGUAAUCACAACACUACGUCAAACGAUUCAAAACACCGAAUUUAUAUGAGAUACAACGAUCGGGAGAUAUGUAUGUAUAUAAGGUAAGUGUUAACGGCGGUUAUCGAGCUUUGCUCAUCCCUAACGUGUAUAUCGUGUAGGUAUUUAUUUGUCACCUCACUAGAGGGCUGUCACCCGACAAACUAUCGAGCUUUCUUUUGCAAUAUGUUUUAUAUUUAUAUAAAGGUAUUUUAUGAGACAACGCACUGGGACCAGACAUAUAAAGUGCUAUCGAUUUGUGCAAAUGCAUGUGAUGUAUUAUUAUAUUUAAUUCGGAUCCGCCCACGACAGACCAAUGUGUUCGGCGAGGAACUGAUCACUCGACCGUUGGUCAGCAGACCCCCACAAGAUGUGAAUGUUCCUUGAAGUCGCUAUGACGUGUUGUCUGCGAUCGUGCGCACUCAAAGUAGGUCCCGUUGUCUGCCAAAUAAUCAUUCCCUAUGAUUUUGUAUAAAAAUCAUUGUCGAAUUGGAUGAAAUUAAAUAAAUUAAGUGCUUUUAGUUUGUAAUUAAGAUAUAGUUAUCGAUAUUAAAUUUUAUCGAUAAAUGAAAUGUUAAAUAUCGAUAUGUUCAUUAUCUAUUGAAGAGAAUUGAUAAAGUCAAUUCGAGAGUUUUAAUGAUUAUGGUCGUUUUAUAUUCUACUUAAAAAUUGUAUUAUGCCUUGAAUAUGAGCCUCAAAUUAACUUGAAUCGAAGCGCUGUGUACGUGUUAAAUGACUGCGUCGAAAUGAUUUAGAGAGAAAAAUUAUGGAUUUAAAAUCGUCAAUGAAAUAACUUUAGCGUUUAUGUAGUCGAUAUAGUUCAGUGGGGUGUUCAGUGUCGCCGGUGCCGACGUCACACGUCGUACUAACUUGCGUUGCCGGUCGUUAUUGUGUGGCGGCACGACGGAGUGCGCUCUCACUCGAUCCAUAUCCAUAAUUAUAUCAAUAACAUAUCGGCACUGAGACGAGACACGCUGGGUGGAUAUUACGAAAAUCUGUAGUUUCGAUUCUGUUAUAGAGAAAGGUGUGAGUGUAUAUUUGUUAAACGGAUGUAUUGCAACAUUAAUUGAAAUGUUCCAAAUUUUGUUAUUACUUUAAGAUUUUUUAUAUUUGUUGAAAAAAUGUGCUAUCAGGCAAAAUAUAUUGGAUUUUCAAUUACGUUACUUCGUUUUUCGGAAUAGCCAUCCCAAACAGACCGCGCGAGCGCUCUUCGUUCUGCUGACUUUCUAUACAAAAACAAAUGUUUGUUUGGCUGUUCGUAUACUGCACGCCACAGCGGUCGAUAUUAUCUAUAUACUAUCGAUAAAACUGAACGCCACUAGAGUGCUUGUGGUUCAUUGUUAGUUAGGAUAAUAUAGUUAGUUUCAAAUCAAGUGUUGAGAGAAUAAGAGCGGAAUUUUUAUUUUUUUUUACAUGCGCAGAGUUGUAUAUGAUCUCAUCUGUUUUCGCGCAGUCCAGUGUAGUUAUCGCUUGCUGACCCCUUAGUCGAUAUUAUAACCGUGAAUUAUAUUUUACAAUGUUAUCGGUUCCGUCGAUUGAAUAAGAAGAGUCGCCACAGUGGCACGCGUCGGAGUCAGUCGGUGUAGUAUAUUGUUACAUGAUGCCGAAUCGCGAGACUUAUACUAUCCCACUAUGUUCCCACUGGGUGUUAUAAUCGGAACGUAUACCGGGUACACUCCUACAAUCGAGUUUUAAUUGUAUUAUCUCGAUAUGAAUUGUUUAUAAAUUCGUCCUCUUCCAUGUUACAUUAUCUUCGGACACGUUACGUUAAGUUUAUCUUAAUGUGGAUAUUACUUUGUACCAAGUAUAUUGUAGUUUCGCGUUGUGCGGCGACUGUUGUUUCCAAUCGACUGACUUCUAUAAAGCUAACGUCGAUGGGUCUGAGUUCGACUUAUAAAAACCCUUGAGAAUUAUCACAUUGGUAGACGAAGUUGCUUUAUAAAUGUCAGCUUACAUGUUGGACAUAUCCGAGGUAUAUCAAUAGGUUAACGUUCAGUUUGUGUGUAAAGGUGUCACUACAAUAGUGGCCCGCGUUCGACGCCUACUGUGUGGAGAUUUGAAUCAAAUCAAACAGGCGUUUAUUUCGAAUGUUCUUGUUUAUUGCAUUGUCUUAUUUCUUACCUCGUUACUUAAAUGUUAUCAAUUAGUUAUAAAUAGAUGUUAUCCCAUUAUUUGUUGGCAUAUACUGAAUUAGAAUGUGGAUUGCAUUUGAGUUAUGAAAGGGUUUAUUUAGACGAUGUCAUUUAAAAGCGCAGUGUGCAUGUUUAUCAAAUUCGACAUAUUAUUUAUUCUGCACGACAUGUCCACACUAUGCAUGCUGUCAGCUGAUCGCUUUGUAAUCUAAAACAGCAUCGUCUAUAUGAAUCUUAGAGCGCAGUCUGUCAGGUGGGACAUUUUGGGCGUGUAUUGAGCGAUUAUUGUACAAGUGUAUUGUGUAGAUGAACGAGUUCUGUCCGCAUCGCCGGGCUCGCCUGCGUGUUGUGAACUCACCCAACGUAUCCGUCGCCGAGACAUUUCAAGUUCAACCCGACAUAUUGUGAACUCAUAUCGUAUUGUUUAGUUGCACACGCGUGCAGUACAUUCAUAUUUCCAAGGAACAAAUUUUAGUGUUUACUUAAUUUUUAUAACAAUCUUGCGUAAGGCUUUAUUUUAUCAUUAUAUCACUUGCGCCGCUCGGCGUAUAACAAUUAUGUUUUUAUUGAGGUGAGGUAUCGGCAUUAACUUGAUUGCUAGCUGUUGAACAUGCAGAAAUAUAUUACGAGCUACUUUACUAGGGGAGCUGUUUACAGUUGAUUACAACAAAGCAUAAUUGUAGUCUGUGCCUUUUACCACGAUUUCGUCAGGAAUAGUUAUAUGCCGAUACCUGUACUAGUAGAAUGUAGUUGUGAAGUGUUUGUGCGCCGCGGCACAUGUGUUGUGGCGUCCCUCGCGACGGACGGACGCAUGUGACGCGGAGGGCGGCGCCGCUCGCCCCCCCCCCCCCCCGCACCUCCCCCGCGCCUCCUCACGCAGCCUCACUCGCUAGCGUCACCUACUUCUAUAUAUUGAAACAAAACACCUGCAGCCAGAUAUUGUGGCCAAGUUAGAUUCGUCUUCGUCUUACUAUAAAGUUAAGUUCACCCGUUUCGUAUAUAUAGCUUGUCUGAUCGCAUUUUCUGAAUGUACCCUUUAUAUUUUUCAUUUGCCACGUUGUGUCCCUCGUCGAGUGGAAGGCGAUCCAUACUUAUUCAUGCUUUAAGUCUCGCUAGACGCUGGAGCGCGGGCGCGUCGCCCGAACGGUGCUAAUGUACGCUAUGAGUACAGCAACUAGAUAUUGUCAAUAUGUGAUACGACCGCCGGCCCCUCUGCUUCCGAUUGGAACUGUUGAUCAAUAAUAUAUGUGGUCACGUUUCUUUAGUUCAAUUUUAGAUGUCCCGCUGCUAAGCAAAAAGUAACGUGGAAUUAAUUGAUACUAACCCAUUAAUCAUUGAGUGCAGGUAAAGGGGACCUUAAAGGAUUUCUAGUAGUAGCUAUUAGGAUGUAAAUGAAGUGAGUUCGGGUUCCAUACAAUGAACGUUAUAUUAAAAAUGCAUAGAGUCUGUCGAAGCGGCGCGGGACGCGCGGACGUAUCGCCAUUGAAUUUUAGGAAGACUUGUUAGCACCAAUGUUUUAUAUGUAGCUAAUUAUUGUAGGGAUGUGGACUACAAAAUAUAUAUUGUUUCAUGAUUAUAAGCAGCGUACAAAGACCGGACAAACAUUUAACACAUGGUAAUUUCAAAGCUAUAGAACUUGAGGUAGAUAUUUUGAAGGAAAUUGUAUGGUGUCCCGCCUCACAGAUUUAUGUAUUGCCGCCGAUAUGACAUUUAUUUAAAACGAAUGUUUAAACUCUUAUAAUCAUUGUCAAUGUCAUUAUUAAAAUUGUUUAUUCUGCAUUAAAUGCUCGAAUUUUUAAUGUAUAUAUUUGAAUAAUAAAGAAUUGUCUACAUCCCUAUUCGAGAUACGUUGUUUGAAUACGUUUGUGAGAUGUCUUCCUAAAAUCCACACGUAGAUUAGUAAGCUUUGAAUUAUUAGUGCAAUCGUUGCCCCCCGCGGGACGCUGUCAAAUGUAUUUAACUAGGCGAUUGAUAUCCGCGUGUAUAGAUUCAAUUAUACCUCUUUGUAUAUAAUGCAACAAGUUCCAUACCAGUGCAGACUGCAAUUAUAAAGAGUACGCGCGCGUCUCUCGCGUGGACCAAUCAGAAGAGCCGCUGCGCGUGCGCACCUCACUGACACUAGCAAGUGUAGCCAAUUGUAUUAGGGUUUUAUAUAGUAAACUCGUUUUGUUGCCUGUCUUAUGAUGUAAACGAAUAUUAUUGCUAAGGAAUAUAACUUGUAUUUGGAAUUGCUUAGUGUUAUUAUAACAUUUGUUUUACAUGAUUUGUUAUUACCUGCGGGUCUAAAUAGGCCUCUUCAGGAGAUGUUAAGAAUAACAUACUAAGUUUGUAUAACAAUUUUAACAAUAACACAUUUAAUUUAUGUUAUAUACCUAAUACUUUAAGUAAGUAACGUAGUAUAGUAUUGCUACGGAAGUAUGAUCUGUGUAUCUGGUAUCAUCUAUGGGACAGGUGAGAAAGCGAGUAGUAGUGCUAGCGUGCGCACUCUCUACUUACAGAAUAUUGUGAUAUCAGUUCGACUCUACCUUCUGCUAACUGCGACCGUCCUCGAUGUUAUGCUUCAUAGGUUUAAACGACGCGUGUCGCCGUCUGUGUCAAAUUAAUGUCUGGAAUACACACGCUAGAAUAAAACGUCACACUUUCGGACUAAAGUCACUUAUUGUCGUUGAUCAAAAGGAGCGUGUUUGCGCGCCAGCGUUCGGAUAUUGGCAACGGAAAUGGAAUAGUUUUGGUAGCGUGUGUAUUCUACUUCGCCCACUGGAGUGACAUUUUUACUAAUGAAGACUUAUUUUGAGUAAUAGUGUAACGGGCCCGGGACAGUGGCGCGUCGACGGCAGUUUCUACAUUUCUACAAGGAAAUAUUCCUCUUGUCAAUAACUUUUUUGAUAUAAACUAAACUAUAGCGUCUCGAUAGACGCGCUGAGUGAAUCAGUAGAACAAUCCCGCACCGUUGCAGUGUUUGCGUAUGUACAAAUAUUUUGUAUUCUAAAGUGAAGUAGCGCAUGCGUACUGCGCGCGGGGGCGUCCGCCAGCAUGUAAACGUCUUAGAGGUCUAUGGCCAUUUUAGUUAAAUUAAGCGAGAAGAGAAUUUGCUAACAUCAAUUUGUUAACAUCAUCCGUAUUGCGUCUUUCCAUUAAUUUAGCUGAAGUGGCGUUUACAUUCGGAAUGGUUUUAAUGUGUCGGAUGAGCCGCGCGUGGUGCGCUGGCGCCGGUGUGUGUGCGGGCGCAUAAUGUCCGCAGAUAAACGAGAACUGUGCCUUCCGGGCGCUGGCGGCGCGGCGACGUCCCCCCGCCCCCCGCCCCCCGCCCCGUCAUCAGUCUCCGUGCCAGACACGCCCGAGACAUAAUAAAAGCUCGUAAUGUAUUCUAUUGUAUUAUAUCAUAGUUAAAAGUUUUAUUAAAAAAGUUGCUCAAUA